This is a messenger RNA of Nelumbo nucifera (sacred lotus), 1621 nucleotides long. Lineage: Eukaryota; Viridiplantae; Streptophyta; Magnoliopsida; Proteales; Nelumbonaceae. The record is from RefSeq and is a predicted model, not a curated record.
AUGUUUGGUGCUGAUUCCAAACUUGUGAAGGUGUUGCUUGCACUUAGUGGUAGUAUGGGUAGAUUGGUCAUGUCCCAGUGGUUAAGAAAAAACAAAGUCUGCACAUGGGAAGCUUCUGACUGGAAUGAACUAACACAAGUUAUUCAGGAAGUAUUUAAAGGCAGCACCAUAACACCUAAAAGUGGGCCUGAUAAACAGUACUCUACAGUCGAACCUCUGACAGAUGAUGAAGAGUUAAAAAUCCAAAAUGAAAGGGCUUCAAGUAUUGUCAUAGUAGUUGAUAUAGGAAUACUUGACCUAAGCACAGACAUAUGGAAAGAGCAGCUAAAGUUUCUUGAUAUAUUUCUUAGUAAAGCAAAGUUUGCCUGGAUACUAAACCAUGACACCUCCAAUGCUGUUAAGAUGGAGCUCCGAAGGAAAAGGCAUUUGCUGAUGGUCAAUAAGCCUCUAUAUAAAGCAAAAAUGGUUCAGAUUCUGGAAGAAGCCAUCAGAGAAAGAAAUCUUGAAUUGCAACAAAAGAGUCUGAGUGUUUCAAGAACUUCCAUUAUGCAAGGUGAUUUGCACGAAUGUUUUGAAAUAGAUCCCAUUCAUUUUGAUGUGGGCAGCUCAGAUGACUCGGAUACAUCUGAAGCAAGAAAUUCUAAUCCUAGAAAGGCUACAUUUUCCAUUGGAGAAACUCCUGGUGAAAGAAAUGCAAGAUCUUUAAACUCAGAUUACAGGACUAUUGACAACAGUGCAGUUGAGCUAAGUCAACUCAAUUCAAAAGAAAAUAAAUUAAAUAAAAAAGAUCCUGGUCAAGUAGGGCCAAAUUCUAGUGACAGUGAAGACUCAACAAAGAAGUUAGUGUACACAAAGAAUGCAUCAGUUUUAACAAUCCUUGAAUGUGCAAGUUCAAGGUAUGCUGAACAUCAAAUAAUGAGUGGCAUUCCUAAAGAGAAGCUUCGUGCAGAUUCAAGUAAGGUGGUUAAUGGACAGAAACCUCUUGAAGGGUUGUGUAUACUGCUAGCAGAAGAUACACCAGUACUACAAAGAGUAGCAACAAUAAUGCUGGAAAAGAUGGGGGCCACCGUCAUGGCUGUAAAAGAUGGACUGCAGGCAGUAGAAGCUCUGAAACGCAUUUUAAGUGAAGAGGAAUGUAGAAGAAUGGGGUCAUCAUUGCGGGAUGGAGAAAUCACUCAGGAAAAUGUUCGACAAUUCCAGAAAAUUGAUCUGGUCCUCAUGGACUGUCAGAUGCCAAAGAUGGACGGUUAUGAAGCAACAAAAGAAAUCAGGAAAUCUGAGGCAGGAACAGGUUUGCAUAUUCCCAUCGUUGCACUGACUGCGCAUGCAAUGUCAUCGGAUGAGGCAAAAUGCUUGGAGGUGGGUAUGGAUGCUUACCUUACAAAGCCAAUUGACUGCAAACAAAUGGUGUCCACCAUCCUUUCACUUACCAAGAGAUUAGCAUAAAAAUAUGUUCUGGGUAGAUGUACUCAUGUACAACUGCUUGACUUUUCACACGAGCGCAGGCUAACAAACUCGUUGGUUGAUGUAUAGUUCGAUAUUAUCACAGAGAUGAAUGUUUCACGUUAAAAAAAAAAAAGUGAAAAAGAAAAGGAAGAUGUGCUGACACUCUCUUACUUCA